UCACAUCUUUUCCCAUAUGGAGGGAUAGUAUCAAGCUUACUCUUGUUGCCUAAUAACUACUAUAUAAAAAAUAUAUCUGGAUAUCUAAAUUUUUCCAAAUUAAAGGCCGUGGUUUUAACGACCUUUUGAGUCACAGAAUGUCCGCCAUAGGAAUAAAUGGCUUUGGACGUAUCGGUCGGAUGUUCGCUCGGCAAGCCCUGGUGCGCAAGGAUGUUAAGAUCGUGGCCAUCAACGAUCCCUCACUGGAUCCCAAGUACCUGGCCUAUAUGUUUCGCUUCGACUCCACUCACGGCCAGUUCAAUCACAAGAUCUCCGUGGAGGGGAACACCCUAAUCGUAAAUGGCAAGAAAAUUAAGUUGCUCAAGGAAUCGGAUCUCAAGAAGGUGAAUUGGUGUGAGCUGGGCGUGAACACAGUGGUGGAAUGCUCCGGUAGGUUUACCACCUUGAAAGCUUGCCAGGCUCAUUUGGAUAGUGGGGCUAAGAAGGUGGUCAUUUCGGCUCCAUCAGCCGAUGCUCCCAUGUUUGUCUGUGGAGUUAAUCUGCAUGCAUACAAACCGGGUAUGAAGGUAAUCUCGAAUGCUUCGUGCACCACCAACUGCCUUGCGCCGCUGGCCAAGGUAGUCCACGAUAAUUUUCAGAUAUGCGAAGGGCUGAUGACCACUGUACACGCGGCUACUGCUACCCAGAAGAUCAUCGAUGGACCCAGCGGUAAGAUGUGGCGGGAUGGACGCAGUGGCAUGACCAACAUCAUUCCAGCUGCCACUGGAGCCGCCAAAGCAGUGGGUAAAGUGAUCCCAGAUCUUAAUGGAAAGCUCACUGGAAUGGCUUUCCGAGUGCCAGUGCCCAAUGUUUCGGUUGUGGACCUAACAUGUCGCCUCGUUAAGCCUGCCAAGAUGGACGAUAUUAAGAAGUGCAUUAAGGCAGCAGCCGAAGGAGAUAUGAAGGGCAUUCUCGGUUAUGUGGAGGAUGAGGUGGUGUCCACAGACUUUAAUGGCUCACGAUUUGCCUCUGUCUUCGACGCGAAAGCCUGUAUUGCCCUUAAUGAUAACUUCGUUAAGCUUAUUAGUUGGUAUGAUAACGAGACGGGUUACUCCUGUCGACUCCUGGACUUGGUUCUCUAUGCCGAAUUGGCUGACAAGUGCGCUGAGAAGGAAAAGGACUCUUGCAAGGAGAAGGAAGAUCCUUGUAAGAAGAAGAAGGAUCCUUGUAAGGAAAAGUAAAUCAAGGCAUUAAAUAUUUUAAUCUUGGACAGAAA
Messenger RNA from Drosophila eugracilis, 1255 nucleotides. Its product is annotated as glyceraldehyde-3-phosphate dehydrogenase. The coding region runs from base 138 to 1220 and encodes 360 amino acids. The record is from RefSeq and is a predicted model, not a curated record. Gene Ontology annotation, biological process: glucose metabolic process. The transcript has a single exon. Lineage: Eukaryota; Metazoa; Arthropoda; Insecta; Diptera; Drosophilidae. Gene Ontology annotation, molecular function: NAD binding; NADP binding; oxidoreductase activity, acting on the aldehyde or oxo group of donors, NAD or NADP as acceptor.